AUGGCGCAUCUUCUAAGCGAGUUGGAUCGCUUCGAAGAGGAGAUGCGCGCGCUCGGUGCGGAAUCCGCUUCCGCGAAGGCCGCUCCGCCUCCCGCGCACCUCAUUGCGCAAGUGCCCCUUCCGCCCGCUCCGCCUCUCCCCGCUAAAGGCACACCUCCCGUUUCCCCCGCUCCGCCUCCCCCUCGCCCCCCUCCGUCGUUCCCCCCAGGCGCUUCUCCCGCGCGGCCCUCCAUAUCCCCUUUGCCUGCCCCGCCUCCUUCCGCCUACUCCCCCGCGCCUCGUCCGCUACCGCCACACGCCCUUCCUCCUCCACCUUCCGCGUUCCCCCCAACUCCGCCUUAUCGCCCCGGCGGUUCUUGGUCACAGUCUCCCGCCGCCACUCCCCCUGCUGCGCAUGUUCCGCCGUCCCCCCCUCUUCCCCCGCCAGCCUCAGGCUCAACCCCCCCGUUUCCGCGGUACCAAGCACCCGCGCGACCGUCAUUUCCGCCCUUUCCCCCGCCCGCACACACAGUUCCGCCUUUCAGCAGCGGCGCGGGGGGAACUGCUCAAUUUCCGCCUCUCCCGCCUUCCGCGCCCGCCCCCGCGCCUGCCCCUACGCGGAAAGUAUACGCCGCUGCGCCCGUGAAAGUAACCAAGGGGGGAGAUGCGGGGAAGGAAGGGGAAGCAGGGGAGGCGGAAAAGGGGUCGGGGGAAAAAGCGGGGGAGCAGCAGGCGGAAAAAACAGCAGUAUCUGCAGGCAAAACCACUCCGCCAAUCCCGCCGCCCCCUCCUGCCCCCUCCGCUUCAACAGCAGCACCAACACCAUCACCACCACCCCCAGCAGCUUCAGCAGCAGCAGCGGCAGCAGCAGCAGGGCCUUCAGGGGGAUACGGGGGCGGCUCUGCGCACGCGGGCGGGGCUGCAGGCAUGGCGCAAUACGGAGGGGGAGCUGGGUUCCCCCCAGGGGCAGGGUUCGGGGGAAUGGGCGGAUACGGGGGCAUGGGCGGGGGAAUGGGGGGAAUGGGUGGGGGAGGGUAUGGGGCAGCUGCAGGGGGGUAUGGAGGAGGGGGAGCAGCGUUUGGAGCCGGUGGAGGGGGGUAUGGAGCGGUGGGAGGGCAGUAUGGGGUGGGGAGCAGCAACGGGCAAGGGACAACGCUUUCUGAGUUCCUGGUAAACCCUCUAUCAUUCUCCCUGCAACCCUCGACACGUCUCAAAUGCCCCCUUUCUCCUCCCUCCCCCCUCUCCCUCCCCCCUCUCCCUCCCCCCUCUCCCUCCCCCCUCUCCCUCCCCCCUCUCCCUCCCCCCUCUCCCUCCCCCCUCUCCCUCCCCCCUCUCCCUCCCCCCUCUCCCUGCCCCCCUCCCCUCUCUUUCCAAACAGCCCAUCCAAUGACACGCCCUCCUAUGUUUGCCUCUUCCAUGCUCACGCGGGUUCCAUCUCUCUCCUUCCUCUUUCCUCCCCCUCCUCGUCCCCCUUGUGUCCCUCAUGACAGGCCAACCCCAAUGCAGCAAGAGCGCCAACCCCAAUGCAGCAAGAGCGUCAGGGAAGCCAAUCAACUCACAGGUGGAGCAGCUGUUUCAAAGGGAUGCAGCCACGAUCCACCCGGCGGCUCCUUAAGCCACUCUGUUAACCCUUUUCUUCUUUCAACUCCUCCUUUUUCCCCCGUCCCCUUGUCUCAAAUGCAGGCGGAGCAGCUGUUUCAGAGGGAUGCAGCCAUGAUCAACCCGGCAGCACUGGAAGGAGCGGAGCAGCUGUUCCAAAGGGAUGCAGCCAUGAUCAACCCGGCAGCAUUGGAGGGUGUUAAAGCUGCCCUGGCCAGUAACGUGCUGCUGGGCAUGGCCGGGCAGGCUGCCGGGCAGCAAAAGAAAAAGCGGCCGGUGCCGAGAACAGCAGCCGGGCAGAAAUGGGAAGAUCCGACUCUAACUGAAUGGCCCGAGAACGACCACCGGCUGUUCUGUGGCGAUCUGGGGAACGAGGUGAACGAUGACGUUUUGUCCAAGGCGUUUCAGAAGUACGCGUCGUUCAACAAGGCCAAGGUGGUGAGGGACAAGACUACAGGCAAGACCAAGGGGUAUGGGUUCGUGAGCUUUGGUGAAGUGAUGGACUGUGCUGCUGCUCUCAAGGAGAUGAACGGGAAGUAUGUGGGCAAUCGGCCAAUCAAAUUGCGCAAGAGCUCGUGGCAGGAGAGGAUCGACACGGAGGCUCUUAAAUCUCGAAACCGGAGCAGCCGGGUCGUGGAGGAGGAGGAAGCUUCCACAAUAGAGCUACUGGGCGACUCGGUCAUCCCAGUAGUUAAUAAACUGCAGGAUAUCUUCUCCCAGCUCGGAUCAUCCAGCGCGAUCGACUUGCCGCAAGUAGCCGUUGUGGGAAGUCAGAGCAGCGGGAAAUCCAGCGUGCUCGAGUCGCUCGUCGGGAAGGAUUUCCUGCCACGUGGAUCCGACGUGGUUACGCGCCGACCGCUGGUGCUCCAGCUGGUGCAGGUGCCGAAGCGCGCGGACGGCAAGGCGGAGGAAUGGGGGGAGUUUUUGCACCUGCCGGGGAAGAGAUUCACGGAUUUCUCCGCGAUCCGGGACGAAAUUCAGCUGGAGACGGAGAGGGAGGUGGGGAUAAACAAGGGCAUAACGGAGAAGCAGAUUCGGCUCAAGAUCUUCUCGCCGCACGUGCUCACAAUAACCCUCGUGGACCUGCCCGGCAUCACCAAGGUGCCCGUCGGCGACCAGCCCUCCGACAUCGAGGCGCGCGUGCGAUCCAUGAUCCUCGCCUACAUAAAGCACGAGACCUGCAUCAUCCUCGCUGUUACCCCUGCCAAUGCGGACCUGGCGAAUUCGGACGCCUUGCAAGUGGCACGCAUGGCUGAUCCGGACGGGCAUCGAACGAUCGGAGUUAUUACCAAGCUCGACAUCAUGGACCGUGGCACAGAUGCAUGCAACCUGCUGCUAGGGAAUGUCAUUCCGCUGCGCCUGGGCUACGUGGGCGUCAUCAACCGCAGCCAGGAGGACAUUAACGCGAAGAAGAGUGUCAAAGAUGCUCUCACCUACGAAGAGGCCUUUUUCCGAAGCAGACCGGUUUACCAUGGCUUGGCGGAUCGGUGUGGGAUUCCGCAGCUUGCUAAGAAGCUCAACUCGAUUCUAGUGCAGCACAUUCGCCUGCUGCUGCCAGAUCUCAAGGCGCGGAUCAACGCUCAGAUGGUGGCGGUGCACAAGGAGCUUGUGGGGUACGGGGAGGCGGCAGAGCGGGCCACCAUGGGAGUUCUUUUGCUGAACAUUCUCACCAAGUACUCUCAAUCCUUCGUGACGAUAGUGGAUGGCAAGAACCAGGGCAUGUCCACAGCAGAGCUGGCGGGAGGAGCUCGAAUCCACUACAUCUUCCAAAGCAUCUUUGUCAAAUGCAUCGACGAGGUGGACCCCUGUGAGGACCUUUCAGACGAGGACAUUCGCACAGCCAUUCAGAACGCCACGGGAACGAAGAAUGCGCUUUUCGUACCGGACGUGCCCUUUGAGGUGCUGGUGAGGCGGCAGAUAUCGCGUCUGCUGGACCCCUCGCUUCAAUGCGCGCGCUUCGUCUACGACGAGCUAGUCAAGAUCGCUCAUCGCUGUGAGUCGUACCAGCUGGCCCGCUUCCCUGUAUUGAGGCGCAAGGUGGAGGAGACGGUGGGGAGCUUUCUCAGGGAGGGGCUCACUCCUGCUGAGACCAUGAUUCGGCACCUCAUUGACAUGGAGAUGGAUUACAUCAAUACAUCGCAUCCAAGCUUCAUUGGGGGCAGCAGAGCCGUUGAGAUUAUACUGCAGCAAUUGAGGGAAGGGAAGGUCAGUGAGGGAGGAGGGCAGGGAGCAGCAGGAGCGGGUGCUUCUGGUGGUGCAAUGACAACAGCAGCAGCAGGAGGAGGGUCACCGUCAACAGCAGCAGUGGCGUCGGUGGCAGCAGCGGCGAAGCAGAGGGUGAUGCUGAUGAGGAAGGAGGGAGCGGGGCAGGGGCAGGGAGGGCAAGAGCAGCAGCAGCAACAGGGGGGCAAGCAGGCAGCCACUGCAAAUGGCACAGUUGCAGACAAGCAAGGGUCCUCGUGGGGCAUCUCGUCCAUCUUCGGCGGGCAGGAGAGGAACCGAGGAGGAAACGUCUCGUCUGCCACAGCGCUCACGCCCUUCCCACUCGCUUCGCCUGAACCCAUGUCUGCCCCUGGUGGUUCUGCUCCCAACGAGCCUGCAUCCACAAUCCUUCUCAGAGAGCCGCCCUCUAUCUUGCGGGCGAGUGAGCAGCGAUCAGCAGAAGAGGGCGUGGAGAUUGGGGUAACCCGCUUACUCUUGAAGUCAUACUACGACAUUGUGAGGAAGAACAUUCAAGAUGCUGUACCCAAAGCGAUCAUGCACUUCCUGGUUAACCACGUGAAGAGGGAGCUACACAGUGUGUUCAUCCAACAACUGUACAGGGAGGCACUGUUUGAGGAGAUGCUUCAGGAGAGGGAGGACAUUGCAUCGAAGCGGCAGCGGUGCAAAGACAUCUAUGCAGUGCUGCAGCAAGCUGCCUGGACGCUAGACGAGCUCCCAUUAGACCCAGACGCCCCCUCUCGCCCUGCCUCCUCUGCUCUCGAUGCCACGGACACUGGACGAGCUUCCCUUGGACCCAGAUGCUCCAUCUCGCCCGGCCUCCUCCACUCUCGAUGCCACCGGUCUCCCCCCGUCCUCCGGCCUCCUCCCAUUCCAUAUGGCACUCCAGGCAGUCUGCCGUCCCGGCCUGAUGGGCCGCGCAGCAUCGUCCAUGCAUGA
Molecule: messenger RNA, 4737 nt
Organism: Closterium sp. Naga37s-1
Lineage: Eukaryota; Viridiplantae; Streptophyta; Zygnematophyceae; Desmidiales; Closteriaceae
Source: the annotation of a GenBank genome assembly